GCAAAAAAACUUCAUAUAGAAAAAAAAUGGAAUUGGAAAUAGUUUUUGGUGGACAUGUGUGCAGGAAUCCAGGCAUGAAAAAGAUCAAUUUGCAUUUACUUCUCAUUUAAUGCCUUCACCUACACUCGGAAACUGCUGUUUCAUUGCAUUCAAUGCUCUUUGUCUCUCUCCCUCAUGCCCUUCACCAUCACCAUUUCAUUCUUGCCUCCUCUUUCAACCAACCUUCAAUAAUCCAUGAAUCCAUCUUUAGCAUAAGCAUUUCUCACUCCCACAACCACUACUACUCUCCAAAUCAAGAUAUAUAUCCAGCAAAGAAUGAGUUAGCCUUUUUCCAUUGAACUCUGUGUGGUGUAAAAGUAAAUGGAAACCAAUUUAAAUUUAUGUCCCCAAAAUGUAAUCUUGAGUGUGUUCUUCGAUUGUAAAAUCCAAUUUUCUCACGUGGGUUUUGGGAAAACAGCAGCACUGAGGAGAUGGAUUUGCGGUUUAGAUUCUGUUUUACCGGUUUGAGAUAGCAGAAAUUCAUGUCUUUGUAGUUGGAACUUGAUGAUCUCGGGUGGUCUUGGUAAGUUUGCCUAAUUUGUUUAGUAGUUUCAGACGUGUGUUCUUGAUUAUUUCUUCUGCAUUCAGAUACAUCUAUGUAAAAACUGGUUUUCUAAUUUGUUAAUUCAACCAUGGAAGAAUAGAGGAACCCAAAAGGAGUACUAGCUUGUUGAAGAGUUCAUAGAUAUCACUUUUUCUCAUCUGGGGUUUUUUGAAAUAUUUCAAUACAUAUCAGAGGCAGAGAUUGUUGUUCUUGAGUAGUCUAUUAUAUAUAAUGGAGAUAAGGAGGGGUUUAGUGACAGAUUCUAUCAUCUGGGUCUUGAAAAUCACCACAAUGAGAGCUAGAUUUCUUGCAUUUUUUGUGUUGAUUUCAGAUUUAGGGAGGUUGGUUUUAGGCCUAGGCUCAAUGUCCUCCAUUGCCAUUUCUUAUGGUGAGAAUGGCCCUGUUUUCUGUGGUCUUAAACCAGAUGGAACUCAUCUUGUGGACUGCUAUGGAUCAAAUUCAGCUAUAAUCUUUGCAACCCCAUCUCAUUUCCCGUUCGCCGGUCUAACCGCAGGCGAUGGCUUUGUCUGUGGGCUUCUAAUGGGUUCAAACCAACCUUAUUGUUGGGGAAGCAGUGCCUUUAUUCAAAUGGGGGUUCCUCAACCUAUGGUUAAUGGGUCUGAGUACUCUGAAAUCAGCGCUGGAGACCACCAUUUGUGUGGUUUGAGAAAACCCUUUAUGGGAAAGCUAAGAAAUACAAUCACAAACACUAGUACUACUUCCAUUGUUGAUUGUUGGGGCUAUAACAUGACUGCAAACCAUGUGUUUGAUGAUGGACCUGUGAAGUCUAUCUCAGCUGGUUCAGAGUUCAAUUGUGGAUUGUUUUCUCAAAACAAUAGUGUUUUCUGUUGGGGUGAUGAGACCAGUAGCAGAGUCAUUAGCUUGAUUCCUAAACAAAUGAGGUUUCAGGAGAUUUCAGCUGGUGGGUAUCAUGUUUGUGGGAUUUUGGAAGGGGAUAAACUGAAUUCUAGGGUUUUUUGUUGGGGAAGAAGCUUGGACCUUGAAGAACAAAUAUCUAAUAGAGUGGUUAAUUCAGGGCAAAUCAUGAUCAAUGUGGACUUGGCUCCAAAUGAUCCGAUGAUUUCGGUUGUUGGAGGGAGGUUUCACGCUUGCGGAAUCAAGAGCUACGAUCACGGUGUGGUUUGUUGGGGCUAUAGUGUCAAAUCAAGUACUCCACCUCCUAGUGGAAUUAGGGUUUUUCAGAUUGCUGCUGGGGAUUACUUCACUUGUGGUGUUCUUGCUGAGAAAUCUCUGCUUCCCAUUUGUUGGGGUGCCGGUUUUCCCAGCUCUCUCCCAGUGGCGAUCUCUCCGGGACACUGCAAGCACGAUCCUUGUGAACCCGGUUUCUACGCUUCCGACAAUGGAACUUUAGCCUGCAAGUCCCCUCCGGACUCCCGCAUUUGCUUGCCUUGCAGCAAUGGUUGCCCUGCUGAAAUGUACCAAAAAGUUGGUUGCACAUCGACAUCUGAUCAACAAUGCGAAUUUAACUGUUCGAGUUGUGCAUCGAUUGAAUGUUACUCAAAUUGUUCAUUUUCGAAUUCUAUUCCUGGAAAAAGCAAUGGAAAAUUUUGGUCACUCCAAUUGCCGGUCAUUGUUGCUGAGAUUGCCUUUGCCGUGUUCUUGGUCAGUGCAUUUACUUCUUUGACUUCAAUCUUCUACGUUCGCUACAAGUUAAGAAACUGUAGGUGCCCGGCUAGAAGUGACUUGAAAUCGAAGAGAAAUAGCAUUGGGAAUAAUAGUGGUUCUUCAUUUCAGAAAGAUAGUGGUAAAAUCCGACCUGAUUUGGAUGAUCUCAAGAUCAGAAGAGCUCGGACAUUUACUUACGGGGAGCUUGAGAGAGCCACUGGUGGCUUUAAAGAAGAAUCCCAAGUGGGAAAGGGAAGUUUUUCGUGCGUGUUCAAAGGGGUAUUGAAGGAUGGAACGGUUGUAGCGGUGAAAAGGGAUAUAAUGUCAUCUCCUAACAAUGACACAAAGAAGAAUUCGAAGGAGUUCCAUACUGAACUAGACCUACUCUCGAGGCUAAACCAUGCCCAUUUGCUCAAUUUGCUCGGUUAUUGUGAAGAAGGGGGAGAGAGGCUUCUAGUUUAUGAGUUCAUGGCUAACGGGUCAUUGCAUCAACACCUCCAUGGAAAAAACAAGGCCUUAAAGGAGCAACUAGAUUGGGUUAGAAGGGUUACUAUCGCGGUCCAAGCAGCUCGUGGGAUUGAAUACUUGCACGGCUAUGCUUGCCCACCUGUGAUUCACCGCGACAUCAAGUCUUCAAACAUUCUAAUUGAUGAAGAACACAAUGCCCGGGUAGCUGACUUUGGGCUUUCCUUGUUGGGGCCUGCCAAUAGUAGCUCACCGUUGGCUGAGCUACCAGCGGGGACUCUAGGCUAUCUUGACCCUGAGUACUAUAGGCUGCACUACCUCACAACCAAAUCCGAUGUCUAUAGCUUUGGUGUUCUGCUUUUGGAGAUCUUGAGUGGUCGGAAAGCAAUUGAUAUGCAAUUCGAAGAAGGAAACAUUGUCGAAUGGGGGGUUCCUUUGAUCAAAGCUGGAGACAUACAAGCGAUUUUGGACCCGGUUUUGAAGCCCCCAUUGGACCUAGAAGCCUUGAAAAGGAUUGCGAAUAUGGCUUGUAAGUGUGUGAGGAUGAGAGGCAAAGAGAGGCCGUCGAUGGACAAAGUGACUACAGCAUUGGAGCGAGCUUUGGCAAUGUUAAUGGGCAGCCCGAGCAAUGAUCAGCCCAUUCUGCCAACUGAGGUAGUCUUGGGAAGUAGCAGAUUGCACAAGAAGUCCUCUCAAAGAUCAUCAAACCGGUCAGUCUCAGAAACAGACGUGGCAGAGAGUACCGAUCAUGAUCAGAGAUUUGAGUUCAGAGCUCCAUCGUGGAUUACUUUCCCGAGCGUGACUUCUUCACAGAGAAGGAAGUCAUCGGAGGAUUCAGAUGCGGAUGCUAUUGAUGCGAAGACCACAGAAAUCAGAAAUUUUGGGAAUGGUGGAAGUAUCAUCGGUGACGGUUUGAGGAGUUUGGAAGAAGAGAUUGGGCCUGCUUCUCCUCAAGAAAACUUGUUCUUGCAGCACAAUUUCUAGUUUCUAGGUGGCUUUUAAAAAACAAGACAAUAAAUAUUUGAGGUAAAUCUGGCUUAUUCAUGUUCAAAAUACUUUUGAUUUGCCUUGGUUGAAUGUUUAUUUUCUUGCGGAGGAAAAAAUUAUUGUAAACAAAAUGAGGCAAGGGAUGUAACUUUCUGUUGGUUACAAUGUAUUGACUUUGAGUCUGCUUCUUUGUGCAUUCCAUUUGAUAAUGUGUUUGUUUUCCAUUCUCUGCAUAGUAAUUGAUUUAUUCAUAUUAGUA
This is a messenger RNA of Camellia sinensis, 3920 nucleotides long. RefSeq names its product crinkly4 (gene CR4). NCBI's taxonomy places the organism in Eukaryota, Viridiplantae, Streptophyta, Magnoliopsida, Ericales, Theaceae. Gene Ontology annotation, biological process: protein phosphorylation. Gene Ontology annotation, molecular function: protein binding; protein kinase activity; ATP binding. The record is from RefSeq and is a predicted model, not a curated record.